Molecule: messenger RNA, 1745 nt
Organism: Salvelinus namaycush (lake trout)
Lineage: Eukaryota; Metazoa; Chordata; Actinopteri; Salmoniformes; Salmonidae
Product: acetylcholine receptor subunit alpha
Exons: 9
Coding region: 1-1374 (457 amino acids)
Biological process (GO): regulation of membrane potential; nervous system process; signal transduction
Cellular component (GO): synapse; postsynaptic membrane; neuron projection
Molecular function (GO): acetylcholine-gated monoatomic cation-selective channel activity; transmembrane signaling receptor activity
Source: RefSeq, a predicted model, not a curated record
AUGAAUCGUCUACUUUUAGUUUCUCAUCUCCUUAUCAUUCUAGCAGGCUCUGCCUGGAGCUCUGAUGAUGAAACCCGUCUGGUGAAAACCCUGUUCACUGGCUACAACAAGGUGGUGCGUCCUGUCGCUCACUUCAAGGACCCAGUGGUGGUUACAGUUGGUCUGCAGCUCAUUCAACUCAUCAGUGUGGAUGAGGUCAACCAGAUUGUCAACAGCAAUGUUCGACUGAAACAGCAAUGGAAGGAUGUGAACUUGCAAUGGAAUCCUGAGGAUUAUGGUGGAAUCAAAAAGAUAAGAGUGCCCUCCACUGACAUUUGGCGUCCUGACCUCGUGCUCUAUAACAAUGCUGACGGUGACUUUGCCAUCGUUCACGAGACCAAAGUGCUGCUGGAGCACACUGGCAUGAUCACGUGGAACCCCCCUGCCAUCUUCAAGAGUUACUGUGAGAUCAUCGUGCUGCACUUCCCCUUCGACCUGCAGAACUGCAGCAUGAAGCUUGGUACCUGGACCUAUGAUGGCAACCUGGUUGUCGUCAAUCCCGACAGCGACCGUCCUGACCUGAGUAACUUCAUGGAGAGUGGAGAGUGGGUGAUGAAGGAUUACCGCAGCUGGAAACACUGGGUGUACUAUGCCUGCUGCCCAGACACACCCUACCUGGACAUCACCUACCACUUCCUGAUGCUGCGGCUGCCCCUCUACUUCAUCGUCAACGUCAUCAUCCCCUGCAUGCUCUUCUCAUUCCUCACUGGCCUCGUCUUCUAUCUGCCCACUGACUCUGGUGAGAAGAUGACUCUGAGUAUCUCUGUCCUGCUGUCUCUGACUGUGUUUCUGCUGGUCAUCGUUGAGCUCAUCCCCUCCACCUCCAGUGCUGUGCCGCUCAUCGGGAAGUACAUGCUCUUCACAAUGGUCUUCGUCAUUGCCUCCAUUAUCAUCACUGUCAUCGUCAUCAACACCCACCACCGCUCCCCCAGCACUCACACCAUGUCCCCCUGGGUUCGCAAGAUUUUCAUUGACACAAUUCCCAACCUCAUGUUCUUCUCAACAAUGAAGCGUCCUGCAAAGGAGAGACAGGAUAAAAACAUCUAUGGUGCUGACUUUGACAUCUCAGACAUCUCAGGCAAGCCCACCCCUACUGCAGUCACCUACCAGUCCCCCAUGACCAAGAACCCAGAUGUACGCAGUGCUAUUGAGGGGGUUAAAUACAUUGCUGAGACCAUGAAAUCUGAUGAGGAGUCCAACAGUGCUGCUGAAGAGUGGAAGUUUGUGGCCAUGGUGCUGGAUCACAUUCUGCUGUGUGUGUUCAUGGCAGUGUGUAUCAUUGGCACCCUAGGAGUGUUCGCAGGCCGUCUCAUUGAGCUGAGCAUGACACCUUAGAGGUCUGUGGGGUGUCCUGAGUAGGUCCAGAUGUUUUUAUUGACCUUAUGACCUGACCAGGUAACACUCUGGGCCCUAGUGACUCUGGGCCCUAUGACCUUAAAGUCACAUAUUGCUGUAUGAGGACUGUGUUUUUGACCCUCAUACAUUCAUUAUUAUUGGGUGGUUUGCAAUUACUUCAGAUCGCUGGGUGCAUGCAUGUUUAUCCAUAUUUUCACUCGUGUAUUAUAGAACAGUUGAUCUACAUUGACCAUUCUAAUCAAGUUUUUGUAAUCAGAAUAUUUGUUGUCUUUACUCAAUUAUUUUUAUGUUAUAUAUUUUCAUUAAUCUUUAAUACAGUAUUUAAGUAAAAUUGAUAGGCCUACUUGACA